Cylindrotheca closterium is the source of this 222-nucleotide messenger RNA. The record is from the annotation of a GenBank genome assembly. Lineage: Eukaryota; Bacillariophyta; Bacillariophyceae; Bacillariales; Bacillariaceae.
AUGUCUUGGAUAGAUUCUUGCCAAUAUGACGUAUCAACGUCUUACUCGAACUUUAUACUGGCGACAUCAGCCGAUAGACCAAUUGGCUUUUCAGAGGUUGCCGUUUUCAAACGCAAUCUUUUCUCCAAGUGGACCCGUUGGUGCAAGUUACUAUGUGAGCCAGCCUCCCCUUCUAUCAUUCCUGCAUUCAUCCGUCUUCAAAGUCCCGGCUACGAAAGCUGA